UGCCGGAAGUUCUGCCUACUGCGACGGUUUGUGGUUCGGUUGUUUGGUGGAAACCAGGUGAGAUGUCUGAAGCAGUUACUACAGAAGCGCAACCAUCUCGGAGGAGGAGCACCAGGGUGAGAAGAGACACAACACAAGAUAAAGAUAAGCCCAGUGUGAAAGAUGACAGUGGACUGGCCAACAAGAGGAAGGCUAGUAACAGUAUGGCAGCAGCCACUGGCAGACAGGAAGCCAGGGCUCCACCACUCGCUGGCAGAGUGGAGCACAGUGCCAAGGCUGCUGCAGGCAGUGCUGUAGGGAAGACACCAGUGCAGCCAAGGACAAAAGGACGUGUUUCAGGUGCCACUGCUGUAGGAAAGGUUGAAAGGAAGGUUGCAGUAGGGAACACUGGAAAGGCAAAUGGGCACAUGUCAGCUGCUGACAAGGCUGAAGGGCAGGGAGUGGUGGCGCCUGCUGGAAAGGCCAAGCGACGUGCAUCGUCAGCAGCUACUGGCACGUUGGAGGGUGGCAUAACUGUGGUGACAUGUGGGGUGCAGGGCCAGGUGCUCUCUGCCACCAACAAGGCAAACACCACACCCAUCGUAAAGAAGUCAAAGACCAAACCAGCUCCAGAAAAGGUCUCACAGCAUUCCAGCUCUGAAAGUGCCAGGGGAAGACGUGCUUCCUUGGAGAGGAAGAGCAUGUCCAGGAAGAGCCGGUCCCGCAAGUCCAGGAAGAGCCACAAGGGUUCUUCACACAGUGCUAGCUGUUUAACCUGUUCUGAAGACAGUUACUCUGAUGAAAGCCAUUCUGAUAGCUGUAGCACUUGCAGUGACUAUGAUACUGGAAGUGAUAUUUCCUGCUCAUGUUCAGACUGUGAGUUUGAAGACCGGAUAAAAGGAAAGAGACAGCGAGCACCAAAGAAAAAGCCUGAAGUUGUGAUGAAAUUUAAUGAAAUUUACGCACCUGAUUAGCAGUGUCAAAAUUUCAAACUACAGUUUUAACUUGAA
Molecule: messenger RNA, 989 nt
Organism: Schistocerca cancellata (South American locust)
Lineage: Eukaryota; Metazoa; Arthropoda; Insecta; Orthoptera; Acrididae
Exons: 4
Coding region: 63-953 (296 amino acids)
Source: RefSeq, a predicted model, not a curated record